Molecule: messenger RNA, 387 nt
Organism: Prorocentrum cordatum
Lineage: Eukaryota; Dinophyceae; Prorocentrales; Prorocentraceae
Source: the annotation of a GenBank genome assembly
GAUCGCACUUGCCAUUCCAGAGGCGCGGACAGCCAUUUUGGUUUAUCGCGUCGCGCCCGUGUUAGAGGGCACCCGCGGCGCCUUCGGGGCCCCCGCCAUGCCAGUGAUGGUGCCCAUAUGUGACGUGGAGCACGUCUGGCUGGACAGAGACAGGCACAUUGGUCGUUGGUACCUCGGCAGCCGCUUGACGAUGGAGAAGGUUCCUCUCGUGGCGCCUGCCGACCCCUGGGCGCUUGGCUUUGCCGAGGACGGAUCGGGGCUCAUCACGGACGGCGCGAACGAUUGCAUGGUGAGCGACAUCCUCAAGAUGAAGGUUUUCUCCAAAGAUGGCGCCCCUUGGAUGAGGAAUGCGAGUGGGACGUCGAUGGCAUUGGAUACAUAUCGCAC